AUGACUUCAUCUCCUAAGGCAAUCGUUCAAGUCGUAGAAAAUUUCAAUAAGAGCAAACUGGCUUUUGUGCAGACCAUUGCAGACCUGGCAAUCAAACCGGCGUACAUAGAAUGUCUUCGCAAACACGGCGUUAUCGCGAUGGCAAAGCCGUUGGUGGGCGACCCGAACACGACAGUCAGGACGAACGCGGUCCUGUUUUUAUCCCGAAUGAUCGGCCACAGUGAAUCGUGUGCCAUGGAAGUUUUAAGCUCUUCCGUCACGUUAGGGCGCGUUUUCGAUUGCGUCGCCAAAGAAAACAAAUACUAUAAAAAAAACUGCAUGGAUUUUAUUCGGAACAUUUGUAAGUACAAUGAGGAUUUCACUAAAAUUGUAUUGACGUCCGGAGGACUGGACGCCAUUUUAGUUUGUAUGGACGAUUUCGAUGUGCUCGUCAGAGAAUUUGCAUUGCAAGCUAUCGCAUCGGUAGCACGUCAUGGUCCUGACCUUUCGACGCAAUUAGUCAAUGCAGGUUUAGUGCCUCAAAUUUUGUUGUGCUUGAAAGAGCAGCCGACCACAUUGAAAAUUGCUUCGUUAGCCGCUCUAGACCGAAUCGCCAAACACAACGCGGACUUGGCCCAAACGAUCGUGACCGCAUCGGAGCUACCGUACAUUGUAUGCCUGUUGUCGUCGACCCAUACGAACAUUAAAGUUCAGAGAGGAGCGUUGGCUCUCAUCAGGGAUAUCGUCAGACACUGUUUGAGCUUGUCGGAGAACGCGAUCGAGGCAGACUUGUUUCCUACGAUAUUGGUGUUGAUGGGUAGUCCGGACGAGUUGGUUCGCAACGAAGCUGCAAAAGUCGUCGGUGAAAUGGUUAAACAAAGCGUUCAAAUUUCCCAAUUGGUAGUCAACGCUGGAGGAAUAGCCGCCCUGAUGAACGUUAUUAAGCUCAGUAAAGAACAUUGCUGUCUUCCGGCCGUGAUAGCUAUUGGUUAUAUCGCUAUCUCGUCACCUUUGCUCGCUUCUGUCAUCAUUCAGUCAGACGUGUUGCUUCCGCUCAACGGUAUUUUAGAAAACGACGACGACGAAUUCCUCAAAGCCGGUGUGAUAUGGGCGCUAGGUCUGAUAGGCAAACACAGUUGUGAACAUUCAAGAGCAGUAUGCACCACGGGCAACGUGGUUUGCAUCAUGACAGAAUCUACUAAAUCUGGAGCCGAAAUCCGACUGAAGACCGAAGUCACAAUGAAACUAUUGCUGUGUAAAUGCGACGAUUUAGUGACGUUAAAUACAUUGUUAACGGAUUCAACUCCUAUGGAAAUAGUCAUAUGCGUCUUGGAACAAUUUUUAAAAAUUUUACCAACGAACGCUAAGGCGAGACGAAGUUUUAUUCUAGACGGCCAUCUUAAAAGAAUCCAGCAAUAUAGUCCAGCUCCUGAUACGGAAAUGUACAAAAUACUGCAAGGAAUAAAUUGCUGUUUCCCAGAAGACAUUGUACAAAGAGCUACUGGAGAUUUCCCUGAAUCGGUAAUGCAAACCGUAGACAAGUAUCAACCGAAGAGCAAUUGCGUGUUUUAUAGUCGUCAUCCGAAAAGCAAUGAACUUAAUAAUUCUGACAAUUCGUCUCAUGAAGAGGAAGCAACAUUUGAAUAA
Messenger RNA from Adelges cooleyi (spruce gall adelgid), 1626 nucleotides. RefSeq names its product sperm-associated antigen 6-like. The transcript is spliced from 10 exons. Gene Ontology annotation, biological process: cilium movement. Gene Ontology annotation, molecular function: microtubule binding. Gene Ontology annotation, cellular component: microtubule cytoskeleton. Lineage: Eukaryota; Metazoa; Arthropoda; Insecta; Hemiptera; Adelgidae. The record is from RefSeq and is a predicted model, not a curated record. The coding region runs from base 1 to 1626 and encodes 541 amino acids.